Messenger RNA from Xyrichtys novacula (pearly razorfish), 16349 nucleotides. Lineage: Eukaryota; Metazoa; Chordata; Actinopteri; Labriformes; Labridae. The record is from the annotation of a GenBank genome assembly.
CUUAAGGCAGAACUACCGCGUCUGCAGUGCAAAAUGAUUAGUAUGAUGAUUAUAACUUCAAGGAAAUUAUACAGUUAUGAUCAUAAAUGUUCUUCCUUGAGCUGCGUCCCCCUGCUGCAGUCGAUGGACUUGCCCGGAGGUCUCCGUACAAACAAGCAUCUGUUGGAAGAGAGAUGGUGAGUUGUGCUUAGUCUCUUUGCUUAAGAAAGCUAAAACAAUGUUUGGUGGCUAGUACUACGGCUGGGACCCUAUAUGUACUGUUGAUGAAGUUAGGUGCUGUUCUCAGCAUUAUUUGUGGCUGUAGAGUGGCGUUUUGGUUGAGCGCGUGGCUCUCUGUAUUGCAAUCUGCAGUCAUUGUUGAUAAAACUACAGAAGCAAGCAGUCGGCAUCAUUCAUCUCUCCGGGGGUGUCUAACUCAGUGUUAUGGUGUGUUUGACCCUAAAUUAUUUUACGCCAGAAUAUCCCUUUAAGACCACACCCUUUGAAGCAGGCUCCAAAAUUGUUUACUUCUGCAGUAAAAUGGCCGAAUUAGGAUUCCUGAACAUUGAAACAGGGGUCAACUAGACACUUCGAAUACUGCAGUUUUGUUGCAAUUCCAAGACCACUAGAUUGGACUGGAAAAUGAUUAUUCCUAUCAAGGAGCAAUUUGGUUUGAAACAGAAGCCCUACUAAGUAUUAUAACACCACACUUGUAACACAGAUUUAGUCAGUUUGUUAAUUCAUCUAAUCACAUACCACAGUUUUGUUUGUUCAGUUCAACAUUGUGCUUCUGUCUGAAUUACAUGGUCAUAAUGGCAGCGGUGGGAUUCGAACCCACGCCUCCAGAGAGACUAGAGCCUAAAUCUAGCGCCUUAGACCGCUCGGCCACGCUACCGUUGACAACGUAACACCAUCCUCAGGUAUCCCAAUCUUUACUCACCUGUAGUCGUUCCCCUCCAUUUAUGGUUGUGUCCAGCUCGACACAUCUCAAUCUCUGCUCAUACAGAUCUUUAAACUCCUUCACAAGAUGUUUCAAGCUGUUUGUCCCCGAACUUAAACCUACAGUGUCAGUUUCCAGCUCCUCUUCUUCUGGAGGAGAGGGCAGCUUCAAAGUAUCUGGUCCAGAGAGCCUGGAGUCGUCCCUACAUUCUGGUUCACAUAUCUUUCUCCUAACUUGUGUGCUAGUGUUAAGCAUUGCUCGAAUAAUAUCUGCAGGUGAAGGAGCUCGCACUCAAAAUCACGGUUUUUCACUCUGGUUAAAUAUUUGCUAAGCCUUGAAGCUCACGGAGGGCUAUAAGACACGUGUAGAGGAGGCAAUGAACCACUAAUGUGUUGUUUUAUCAGUGCAUGAGAGCGAAAGCUGUGCUGCUUUGUGUUAAUUACCACCUAUUGGUCGCUAUGUACUGUUACCACAACGGAGGAGAGUGAAUACAUUCAUUUCCCCACACAGACCGACGCUUCCCCCUGCAGUUUGCCGCUGUCUUGGCGCUCUGUGAUCUGAUUGGCUCCUUUUGACUUUUGCCUGCGUCAUAGUGUCGUUCUCAGACACCAUUCGUUGCUCUUUCUCGUGGGGGGCGGGGUUGAAUUUAACUACCCGGAAGUUCUGUGUUGUUUUCGUCGCAACAGGGGAGACUGAAGCACGUUGAAGUCACCUUCCCCUUGAGAAGAAAUGGGUAAAUAUGCCUUCUUUAUGGUAUCAAGCGGACAUUUGAGUUAACAUCUCUUCUUUUAAGCCCCUGUCGCGAUACCAAUGCCUCUAUUAUACGGUGUAAAGACUCUGCUUUAGUGAUAUUUGCUCUUAAGUCUGUAUUUGCCUUUAAAAUUCAAUCAAUUACAGAUAUGCACACUCAAUUCAGAUCAAAUUAUCAACUAUUUGGAAUUAGUUUUCAGUAAAAAGUAUCCAUAGGUGUUUCUAUCUUGUGCAACUUUUGAUUUUAACCUUGUGAGACUGUAUCCCCUCAAGAGUAUGUUAUACUGCUUCACACAUAAUUCCAUUAUUCCCCUAAAUAAUCAGUGCCAGAGAUCAAAACCUUCCACAUUGAGAUUCAAGGCAAAGUUGAUCUUAUUGAUUUUCAAGAGACUACUCACUUCAUUUCUCUCAUCCCAAUCAUCACUGCUCUGCUCUUAUCUGUCUCUUGGUUAUAUCUCUCCUUUCCAGUGGCUUUGACUGCACUGCUCUCACACACACUCUGCCCAAAACCUAAUCCCUGCUGUGAUUAUCACAUAAUGCUCCUACCUUAUUAUCAAAAUGGAGCAGAUUUGGGUUUUGUUGUUGUUAAAGACUGACGGGCACGAGCGAAAAAAAUUAAGAGACAAUGUCAUUAUGAGGAGAAAGUGGAGCGGCUGAUUGCAUGAGAUUGAAGUAUAGGCGCAUGUCUCUAGAGCUGAACACUUAGUGUAAUGAGUGUGUUUUUAAGGGAGUCACUGAAGUUAAAUUGGGCUGUGAUCUCACUCAGGGGUCAGAGGGUUAUACAGUUUCCAGAUGAAAGGAGGUGAUAAAAGGAAGAAGGGUUAUCUCAGCUCUUAUUUGGAAAGAAUCUUGACGUAAUGGAUUCACUUUACAGUUCUGAUCAUUCAAAGGAGGAAAAUACAUUAGACUUUUUAUACGGUGUGCCAUAUUCUUCGAAGAAAAGGGCGAAAAGUCUUUCCAAAAACACAAAUCAUGAAACAUUUUACUCAGAAAAUAAAUCAGUGUUCAUUAGUGUUCAACUUUUUUGUUAUUUGGGUGCAUCUCUAGAGGGAUAACUCUUCAUAGACUGAAAUGGCCUGACAUUAAAACUGUAGCUUUAUUCAUGUAUGCACAAAACUUCUUAGGUGAGCUACAUGUUGGAGCCCAAACAGCCAAAAUUUUUAUCAAAACUGUUACUUGAAAUAUUUAUGCCAAAGGGUGAGAAACUUUAUGAUGACAAUUCACAACAAACAAGUUGGCAGGGAUGCACUUGCUGGUAAGUAGUCCUCUCACUAGUCUGUUCUUACCCACUCAACUGUGCUUUAAAUAGGACCAGGCGAUAUGGGAAAAGGUUUAUCACAAUAUAUUUUUUCAUAUCAGUCGAUAUCGAUAUAUAUCACGAUAUAAAAAUUGAAAUCUAACAGUUCUUAUUGGUAGCAUGUCUUUUGCAAUACAAUAAGCUACUGCAUCUGUGAGGUCUUUGUGUGUCUUUGGCAUUUUGUCAUAAGGCGUUGCGCUAGAGAAAGUGGACUGAAUGGUGCUCUGCCGCGUGGCACCGCUUCAGCUGGUGAAAAAGAUUUGAGGAAUUCCCUGACUUUACAAGAACAUGUACUCGACAUAAUUUGCAGUGCACGUUACUCUGCUUUAUGUCCAACUUCAAAAAACCAAAAUACCGCCACAUCAACGUUUUCAUGCCAGUGUUGUCGACAAUCUGUUGAGCCUUCAUCUUCAUCACGUGUUAAAGUGCUAUUUGCGUGUAGCUGCAGCCUACUACUAUGCAGUUGUUUGCUACUUGGUUCUAAUUCAGCAUGACUGGUUCAGCACAAAGCAGAUCCGGAGCAACUCCCCUUGUCAUUGGCUAUUCGUAUAGUCUACCAAAACAUGGCAGAAUGGCAACUAGCGAAAAGCAUAUUGACCAUGUUUUAUAUUGAUAUUGAGGGAAAUUAAUUUUUGAUUUAUAUGGUUAUAGUUUUAUCGCCCAGCCCUGGCUAUAUAAUAAUAUUAGAUGUAGCAUCAAUACAAAUGCAAAAGAAAAAAAAAAACCUUGGAUAUCUUGUAAACAUAAUCACAGUGACUACCACGUCCUCUCUUGCCAAGGUGAAAGGUCAUGCUCUGUGGGACAAAACUUCAGGUAUGCUAAUAUUUUCCAUUUUUUCUCCCUGUUCUAGCUGUGAUGUCCACAUGCAAUGAUUUUGCAGGAAAACAAGAUAUUUCCACUCCAUUUACAAAUCCCCUCUUUCAAACACAAAUAAGCCAUUGCCGUAAUUUAAAAACAGACAGAGUGUUUUCUCCUCCACUAUGCGUGUGAUGCAGAGAAGCUAAGAAAUGUUUCCUCAAGGUUCAGCUCCACUGCUCUCUCAGUGACUCCAAAGAAAAGACACAACUUCCGUCCUCUUAUUUAUUAGCUGUUCCACUUUUUCCUCCACUUUCAUUGUGCCUCUCUGCCCUCUAAAUGUUUCAUUACAUUUUAAGUUGUUAUUUUGCAAACCUCUGUACUUAUUACUUAUACGGCCUUAGCAUACUCAACCUUCAUACUCAUGAAAUCAAUUAAUUCUCUUAAAUAAUUUACCUUCAGAGCAAACCAGAUUAAGUGGAGCACUUUUUUUUCUGUGUGUCAGACGUGGUGUUCUAACUGAUGUGUGUUUUUUUGUGUGUUCAGGCAUUAACUCGGCCCUCACCCCGUGGCUCGGAGGAGUCUUGGGUGAUUAGAGAAAGAGGAGAGCCUUGAUAAAGCAUUAGUGUGUGACGCAUACACGCACAGCCUGAAGACCCCUCUGUGCAUUUGCACACAUUCAUUUUUCAUGAAACAGACUCAUAACAAUUAGUCUGGUUACCGCCUGGGUAAUCUUAGCGUCCCCGUAAUGCCUGUGGUCUGCUGUAUGACAUCACUCUCUUAAAAGUUCUAAAUCUGACAUUCUCAUCCGUUUUCAAAGCCAGGACAUUAGCAGGCCAUGGCUAAUAGGCCUGCACUCGUUCCUGGCGAAAGAAGGGCAAUAAAGUAAAGGAGGGGAGAGAAAGAGAGAGAAAAAAACGGCUGGAGUGCUUAGAGAAAUAGGUUUUAUUCACCAGUGCUUUUACUCAAAUUAAUUUACAUGAGCGAGAGAAGAAGAUGUAAAGUUGUAAUCCAGCAUGCUUUGCCAAUGCAUAGCCUAUUUCUCGCUACAAGCAUCAUAGAAAGCCAAGUGAACAUUUAUGCAUUAUUUCAGCAAAUAUAUUAUGCUAACAACCAUAGCUAAGUGCUCAGGAAUUUGAGCACUACGCCGCGCCAAGAGCUAAAUCGAGACUUUUGGAUGCACACUUCUCCCCCCCCCUCGUCUGUAAUGAUAGCCCUGCUAGCGGCUUCAGAGCACUUGUCCGCCGAGGAAAAAGCAGAAUGCAACCCCCAGGGAUAUUCCACCUUCCCAGCAUCCCUCAGUCUUUAGUCCCCUGCCCUCAACACUAUCAUCCCCCUCCCUAGACACCAAAGCCAAGGUCAAGAAGAAAGUGCAGCCUUCCCCUGACUACAGGCUAUUCCCUGGAUGCUUCCACCUUAGCACGGCCGAUCCGCACAUGCUUCUGGUACAUUCCCGCCUCCUUUAUUGUGACCGUCAGUCUCAAGGUCAGCUCCAUGGGAUAGGUUUGCGCUUAUCUGUUUUCCCCUUCCUUCUUUUUUUUCCCCCAGUUUUUUUCCUGUACUGUAUCACUAGACAGUAGCUCAGAGCUCCCAGUUGUGGGUUUCAUGACGUGCUGUCUGACGCGCCUGUCUUUUUUUGUCUGUCUCUUUGUCUAUCCAUCUUUCUGUUUGUUAGCUGUCAUUGCGGACCGUUGUCUAGUAUUCAGAGGACCCGGUGCAGCUGCAAGGCUUCAGUCUGACGCUCUGUACGCUUUUGUUGCCUCCCUCCUCUCACUGGUCAUGGCCCCCUUUGCCUUGAAGCUAUGUUGCAGUGUGUACCCUGUUAGAUUGGAUAUUGUUGUUGUUGUCUUUAAGCUAUGGCAGCCAGCCUUGAGUCAGUGCACUAUCUUUAUCUGAACAAGAUGCAUAGGCUCAGGGAACAAGAGGAGAGAGAAAAAGUCUCAUCUGACCUGAAUCAAAAUACCCUUUAAUAUUCCCAGGAAGAUGUAUUGUGAUAAAAAAAAAAAAAAGGGAGACUUUUGAGGUGAUUGUUGAUUUUUAGAGGACUCCUUUAACCUGCUUUCUGGCUCUGUUGGUUUUCAGCCACCAGCACUUCAUAAGAGGGCAUUUCAUCUCUGUGUAAGUUGGUAGGUUGACCCUUUAGAGAAUCAUCAAGUCAAUAAUUAUCAUCUGGUUUGUGUGUAUGAAUACAUUGGAGAAAAAAAAAAUCUGUCCUCGAGUAUGUGUGUGUACAUCCUGAGUGCAAACGCUGUAGUGUCUGUCCUCUAACACACCGUGCCAGUACUCUGUAAACACUGUCAUUGACUGUGACUUUUGACUAUUACAUAAGGAACAUGGAUUUCCAGCUGUCCACAGCAAAAGCCCUGUAAAUUCAAAUGCUUAAUUUUUAUAGGCAGGCCGGCAUUGACUGAAGUGUCUGCUUGUUAUAUAUUUGGCAAGUGCUGCAAGUCUGAAGGGAAGCUGUCAAUAGCAAUCCCAGCUAUUGAUAUGGCAGUGGGCAGGAGAUGUUACUUGGCCCCCGACUCCGGCAUCCCUCUGAUCCCUCUACAUCAUAAUUACAUUAAUAUUGACAGACCCUUGACAAUAGUCACAUUACUAUUGAUAGGUGGCUGUCAAUACCGUGUUUCCCCAAAUAAAACAUAUUCAUUCAUAACUUGUAAACUGCUCGAUAAAAGGCUUUGAAAAGAAUAUUGGACCCGGCCGGGUUUACUCUCCCGAGAGGGCUGCUGCUGCCGCUGCUGCUGCUGUGACGGGGAUUUCCACCACCUGGCUGUGCGUGUGUGUAUGUGUGUGAUAGAUUAAUUUAACUCUGUAUUUGAGCUCUGCAUAGAUCAAGGCUACCCUUGACAUAAAUACAUAGUCGCACACACACACACACACACACUCACACUCGCAAGGCACAUAAUCUGCACAUUUUCUCCCAUCAAGGAAAAAACUUUCAGAUUAAGCUAAACAAAUGGCGCCUGUUUAUUGGUCCCCAUACACAUUCAGCCCGCGUCUUUUUUUAUUUAAUCCAAACUCUACUUCCAUCACAGGCGAGGUUGUAGUCGCUAAACAUGGCAGCAUUUCAAAUGCACCUCAAUGAAUUUGUCACACCUGCUUACUUCAGCGUGAAUUCACUCUUUUUUCAUUCAUUUGCUAAUUCUAACUUAGUUGGACGGUGUAUCCUGGCUCUAUUGAAACAUCAUGAAUACACAGAUGGUCCUGUGCGCCACAAUAAACCCCUGCAUUGCCACAGCAUAUUAGAAUGUUUUUUUCAUACCUCCUGGAGAAACGUAUAAAGUGACCAUCAUCUCUCUCUCUUUCUGUCAAAACUGCCAUAUUUACCCGGCUGAAAUCUCUUUUAAAGCCUCGUGACAAAUCCUGUUCAGCGAGACACAAAAGCCACUGUCAAAAAAAGGCCUCUCUGUCUCUCUCUCUCUCUCUAGCUCUCGCUCUCUGGGCCCCUUGCUCUGUCUCUCCCUGCGUUAGUUAGUCUCCCACUUCUUAAGCGUUUCAUUUGAGGAAAGGGCAGAUAAAACUGGGGAAACUGUGGCACUUUGGGAAACGUAUGCGGCGCUAAAUAGCCCAGACGUCACAAUGGCGAGAUCCCAUAUGGAGUCGACUCUAGGGGGGAGGCAAAUUGUUCCACAUUUGGCAGAUGUUUACGGUGUACCAGAGACUGUGCCGUUAGCCUAAUCCCUGGUGAUGUGAUUUGUACACACACCCCUAUCUCCAGAGGGUGCAGGCACCAGGAGCCCCUGGGCCUCGCCUCUUGUGUAUAUGUGUGUGUGUCUGUGUGUGUGCCAGGUUGUGUGUUUAUACACUGGAGAGAGCAGUCUAAGACCCCCUGCUCCUCUGCAUUGCGCCCGCUCAAAGGUUGCAUUAAGGACGGGUUUUACAUGUGAAAAGUGAUUUCCGUUCCCGUGUAUAAAGAAAAAAUAACCUUCCUAACAGGAUGGGCCUCACCUUCAGGGCCUCAUUUCCUCUCAACUACUGAGUUGUCCUCCAGUGGCUUUGCCUCCAUAUGAAUUUUGUUCUUUAUGACUUUAAUACAACAACUAUGGAGUUUUAUAAAUGUUAUGAAGUUUUUGAAUAUUUAGGUUAUUUGACUUUUAUUUACUCCAUGUUUGGGGUGAAUUCAGGGAUUUUAUUUACAACCUGGAAUUUGUUUGUUGCGGUUUUGGCAAUCAUUUAGUUCAUUUUAAAAUCCAUUUCAAAUUAUAAGGCAUUUUACCAAGAAAGAAAGUAAUGUAUGUAAAAUAAAGAGCUGUCAAAUGACAUUUUUUUUAGUAGUCUAUCACAACAACUAGUAAUCACUUAUAUUAUUGCUUGUUUUAAAGCUCCUGUGAGGAGUUUUUUGAUGUUUAAGAAAUAGACUGAAAUUGACUGAUGCCUUCUCAUGAUAUUAAAAAAAAACAAGAACAUUAGCUGCAAUAUUAACGUGUCCAUAUUCUUAAUCUAAAUGCCUGAAACCAGCGUGAGGGGUAGGUGUCAGCGCAGCAGUGGGAGAAUCUGCCCUUUUAGGUUUUCUACAUUAAAAAAAUCACAAUGAAUAUAUUAUUUGACUGUCAGAAAUCAGUGGGAUAAGAUUUUUUGGUCACUACUCAACUAUGUAAAGAACAAGAUAAGCAAAGACUACUUUGUCGACAGAAGGCACCAACAUUGACACAAACAAAAAGUUCCUUACAGUAGCUUUAAACUUCAUUAUUUAGUAUUUUUCAUGCAGAGGUCUAUGGCUAUUCACUCUACAAAAACAGGUCUCUGUCGGCUUUUGUGAUGCAGGUGCAUGCUGACGUCAGUCAAAGGACUUCAGCGCCGACACAAACAGCAUAUUAAUUUUGACUUUUCAACUGAGCCCUUGGGAUUUUUGUGAUUGAAAUGUGCCAUCUGCAACCCGUUUGUUGUUUUGCAUCCAAUCAAUGGAAGUGGUUGAAACUACAGUGUGCUUUCAGCGCCAAGUUUAAUAACAACUACAUUCAUUUUGGAUUAACAUGUUGACACUGAAAACCCUCAUUAUGAAAUCCAGAAAUAAUGUCCGCAGCGAAGCAGAAAUAACAUCUAGGCCUUGAAAAGUCUCAUCAUGAUAGAAUAAAUUAAUAAAAACUCCACUUGUAAUGUAUCGUUCAAAACCAGAGCUAAAAUAAGCAGUACACAUGAAGACAGUAAAAGAAAGAGAAAGGGUUAAAAUAAAAACAAAGCAGGCAAAAUACUUUUAUAAUAAAGCUCCUGUGAGGUGUUUUUAAUAGAUUAUAAAAUAGAUUUAAGUUAAAACGCAUUUUUUCAUGGCCUAUAAAAGCAAACCAGAGCAUUAGAAUGAAAUCUAACGACUUAUGUAAUUUUCAGUGCUUGAAACCUCUGGUGUGGAGGGUAGGUGUCAGGCAAAGAGAUGAGCAGAAUGCUGCCAAACAGCCUUUUUGGAACAUUAUCUACAGCUAAGAUUCUCACUGAAUGAUUCAUUUGAUUGUUGCAGAGAGCAAGGUGAAACUUUUUAUCAGAGGAGACUACUUACACAUGAUUAGGGUAAAAUCAGAAAGAAGGAUGGGAUGUACUGCUUGUCUACAGUGAGCAACAGAAUCAAAACAAACCAAAGUUCCUUAUUGGAGCUUCAAGAUAACAUAAAAUCCACAGUCAAAGUUUUUAGUUUUGAUGUAAAGAGGACCUUGACUUAGAAAAUCUGAGAUCCAUCAGCAAGGGAUUCACAGUUUAGGGGCUCGGCCAAGGCCUGAUCAUCUUAAGCCACCAGGAAAAUUGCUAGUUCACGCUGAAAAAUCCUUAAAAACAUGAUUCAUUUAUAUUUAUCUGUUUUUAAAUUUUUCCCAGCAGGUAUGGAAGCCGAGGACAACCGAAAAAAGACCGAUGCACCACCAGAUGUUGACCCUCAGACCCCGGUUCUGCGCAUCAGUCAGCUAGAUGCCCUUGAGCUAGACACAUCCCUGGAGCAGCUGCUGUGGACCCAGUUCUCCCAGUGUUUCCAGAACUGCCGCCCAGGCCUCCUCACCCCUCUGGAGCCCGAGUUGAAGGCUCUGCUGCAGCUGCUCCUCUGGAGGUUCACCCUGUAUUCCAACAGCGCCACCGUGGGCCAGUCUUUACUGAGCCUACGCUACCACAAUGUCCUCUCCACCUCUCCUCGUUACAGACCUCUGACCCGCAGGCAGAAACUGGGCCUGGCCUUGCUCACUGCAGGUCCCCGCUGGCUCCAGGAACGCUCCCACAGCUUGCUGCUGUGUUUGGGUUCAAAUUCAGGAGCGUCUGAUGGAGACAGGGGCGUUCUCCAAAAAUCUCUACGCAACUGCCUGAUCUUUGUUUCUGGUAUCACACAGCUCGCAGGUCUCCUUAACUUCCUUGUGUUUCUAGGGAAAGGUCGCCAUCCUGUCCUAGCUGAGAGGAUUGUUGGGGCUCGGGCAGUUUUCAGCAAACCUAACGUAACACGGGACAUUACCUACCAGUACAUGAAUCGAGAGCUGCUGUGGCACGGCUUUGCAGAGUUCCUCAUCUUCCUGCUACCGCUCAUCAAUACGAGAAAACUGAAGACGAUCUUAUCUUCGAUAGUUUUCGGGGGAGAAAGCGCUGCCGGAAACGGAGCGGCGGAAGGGUCGGGAGUGUGGAAAGAGUGUGGACUUUGCGGAGAGUGGCCGACCAUGCCUCACACAGUGGGCUGCCAACAUGUUUUCUGCUACUACUGCAUCAAGAGCCACAGCAUUGCAGACGUGUCUCUCACCUGUCCAAAAUGUGGAGCAGAGGCAGGACCGCCUGAACCGGUUAAGAUGGAGGUGGAGAUGAUGGGCAGGUGAAAGCAUGAACAAGAGACUAUGACUAAAAUCAUUAAAUUUGCCUUAUUUUGUCAGAAAAACUAGCUAAUUUAUAACAAGAUAUUUGGUAAAGACAAAUUUGAAUAAAAACAAUCAUGUAUCAGGACAGUAAGUGUUUCUGUUCUACAAGAAUUCAGCUCUUUUGAUGGUUGAGUUUAUGACUCCAGUCUUUAUGAUCUCAGUGUCUUUUCUGAACACACAUCGACCUGCUGUGUUUAAUGUAUGUGUGCAUAUAUUGACAGUCCUCGGCCCCAUCCGUUCCUCCAGCUGGACUUUGGACAGAACUAUUUGUCUUUGCUGCACUGGACAGACUGCAGAGAACCACACAGAGCAUAUAUUUGAUGAGGGAACGUGUUGAUUUAUGCUCCAAAUUGGCUGAGCACAUGUGUGUGUGCGUUAGUGUAUGUGUGUGUUUGUUGAAAUGGGAAUAUUUGUUCUGAUGAAAAAUGCAGAAAGUCAGCUGAAUAAAUAAUGGGAGGAAUUUCUGAUGCCUCUCAUCAUGGCCAAAUUAGCAUUUGUUGUGUAUUUUGUGCCUAAAUUGUAUUUCAACAUCAUUAAAAUUGAUAGAGUGCUACCUCUUGGGUGUUUACUUAGUUAAGUGGAGGAGAGAGAGAUGAGGGAAAGUUAUAACAAUCAGCACACUUCUCUCGAGACAGGCCCGGUCGUUCUAACUCCCAUUAUCCGUUUUCACAGCACCCCAACAUGCUGAAGAUCAAGGGGGCAGCCGGGGGCUUGGAUUGACUCUCACACAUACACACUCUUGACAGCCAGCCUCUCUUUUCCCUUGGCCUUUCUCUCUUUUGCAGCCUUUCCAUCUCUCUCCCUCUGUAAUCUCCAGGGCCCUCGCCCCUAUAAGACUGUAGUAAACUGUACCAAAACCCUGGCAGUCGUCUCCUUCCUCGCAGGCGAAUUACUCUCUAAUCCCUGUAAUGAGUCCAAAGAUGCUUAUUUAUGCUGGAGUUAACCUCCACCAGUGAGCCCAGCCCCGGGCCAAACGCACCCCAGCUGAGUGAAGCCUUUCCUGGGCUGACAAGAGAGGAGCGGGGUGGGGUUGGUGGGCUACCUCCCACCUCUCCCCCUCUUCCUCCCCCUUCUACUGCUCUGAUCACUAGGGCUUAAUUGCUGAUUGCAGAGACGAUCAAUCGGAACUGCAGGCGUGAUAGAAAGCCUAUUGCGGGGAGUCGGUCUCAGAUCUAGCGGCACAGAAAGACGCGUACACACAUUUGCACUCGAAUGAGGUUAAUGUUUCUGUUGAGCGGAAAGCAUGUGAUAUUUGUCCUCGUGAGGUGUCAAGAAUUUUAGGUUGGUGGGCCGGCUUUGCUGAUCUUAUAUAAUUUAAUGCCACUGACCAAUGUGAUCUCUAUUUCUCCUCGAAAUACUGGAGUAUAUAUGCGCUGGGGUGUAUGUCCUUGGUAGUCAUGUGAGGCCAAAAUUAAUUAAAGAGGUUUAAAGCAUAUAUGAAAGUACCGAAAAUGGACAUCUUGAGGUGGGAGUUACAGUCCUAGAUGAUGAUUGGUCCUGACGUUGUAAAAAACAUAGAGCUCAUCGUGUGGAUACUCGGCGGCCUUCAUCCACAUCAAGGACAUUUUGACUAAUGAGUCCUACAGCAAUGCAUACAAAGCCCGAGAUACGGAAAGGCAUUUGUCAAUAUUUUAUGCGCUGCAUUACAGUAAUGUGCAGCAAAUCCCAAGAAAGCGAGAUUAAGGGGGAUGUCUGAGAUUAGGGAUGCAUGCGAUCAACUGUAAUGCCACAGGGACAUGUCAUUGUCUUAACAUUUAGACAGACUUACAAUCCAAACCUUUUUGCAGAUAUUACUCUACAACUCCAGCUGAAGUCCCCAAUCCCCCAGAAAGAGAAAAGAUAAAGAAGAAACAGUGCAUUAAAGUCUAUUAAUUGAGUUAGGCCCUGGAUUGAAUUAGUUGGAAGUUGGAACAGGGCUCUGGACUUAAGGAAGGUAGCUGGGGCUCUGUUAAGCCUAUCUGUCUUUGGAUCUUUUCUAAUUCACAGGCUCCGUGCGGAGAAGAAAAAGAGGAAGAAGCCCCGAUUCCCAGCGGCUAUGCAAAGCAAUCUGCACAUUCACACGCAGCCAUUUAGGGAGCAAAUUGGCCCUGUGCCCCCUCUGACGAAGGUUUUAAGAGAAAGGGAAUUAGGGCGUUGAAUCCCUAACUAGAUCUCCUUCUUUGAUGAGCCUCUUUAUCCGCCUGUCCCUCAUCUCCAUUUCUUUGAUGUUAGGCGUUGAUUUUCCUGAUUAAAUAGUUUUUAAAGUAAAAAGCUCUUCUCUGGGCUCUGUAAUACCCGGUACUUUACUGUACCUAUUGUAGGUUCGUUUGUGUGCAUGCUUGUUGAACGGUCCAUCUGUGGUAUUCUUUAAUUGGAACAGAGCCCUUGGCUUGCAGAUAAUAAAAAAGGAUAGUACAAUAGCUUUGAUUCGUACCUGCAUAUUUUUCUCUUAGAAAGAAUGUUAUCAUUUAAGCUUAUGCCUGGCUUUUACCUCUUCAUUUGAAAUGGCUAGAAGGUCUCAGAAAGCCCUAAUGAAAUUAAAAGAGUGAAAACACCUGUGCUUUCUCUCUUCAAGAAAAUUCCCCCUCUCAUCUCCUCUGCUCAGGGUGUAAGCUUUUGCCUACUUUUCAACAGGUAAGGGAAUUACGACCCUCUUGUGAUGGGGAGAUGUUUUUAACAACACUUUCAAAGAGUGGAUGACAUUAGUUCCAUGCCAAGAAAAAGGAUGAAACAAAAAAAUGCUCCCUUUAUUUGUUGACACCUCAGAGGAUUUCUGACACCUGUUUAUUUUUUCUUCUUGUGGCAUGUCCAAUAUGUCAAUCGGAGUUACAAGUAUCUCUCAUAUUUCAUCUACUCAAUAAAAGACAUGCCAAACAUAAAACAGCAAAAUUCCUCCAAGGUAGUGAAAUCCUAGGUGUGUGCAAGUUCAGGGCUGCAGCCGCUGCAGGUACCUGCGUUAUGAGAGUUCUUUCAACACCUGCCGGGCGUUUGAUACCAUCGGGCCCAAUUAUCUAAGUCUGCCUCCUCUUCUUAACCACCUCUUCAGUCUAACAGGUCAGGGGGACAAUCAAUCACACCUAAAAUAAGGAAGUAAUUUCCUCAGCUUUUAUCAUGGUGUUGAGGUGUUGUCUGGUUGCAUUUCACACUCAGAGAAAGACGGAGCGGGAGCUGGUUAGGGAAUAUAUAGAAUCUGGCCUUUCCGUUUUUAUUCUUAAGACCCAGGAUAAUUUGGGAUCUAUAUAGGAUCCAUAUGUUCACUUCAAUAUGCGUAGUUCUGGAGAGCAAAGACAGAGAUCAAGAAAAUAGACAAAAGAGGCGUGUAUUUGAGAAUACAAGUCGAUAAGGGUUAUGCUUCUGUAUAACUUAAAAAAAACUUAAAAUGUAGGCUGUAUCCUCCUACUCCAUAUCAGAAAAAGAGAAAUCUCUGACAGCGUGCGUGCAGCCUGGAUUCAGACAAACUCAAUAUUGUAUUUUUUGUUAUACUUUAUUUUUACUCCUCUAAAAACUCAGGGAUGUGCAAAACUAAACGGUGAUCAACUGGUGUGCUCACAUAAAUAUGCAAUACUUAAUCCACCUUUAAGAUAUUCAGAAAUCUGUUUUUAUUAUUGCAACUUUCUAUUUAUCAUUACACUUGCUGAUCCACCAGGGAUCACUUUCUCUGCCCUGAAGAACUCUGAGUCAGGAAUUUUAUACUUCAUUAAAUAAAAACACUAAACAGACUUUAUCUCCAACUUAUUUAAUAUUUCACAUCCUCUGACUCAAACACGGGGCUAAAAGGAUGGAAGCAAACUUUACCUGACCUGUCCUCUGAUUGGAUGAGCUGGGACAAGAGUAGCAAGGGGAUUGGACAAACGACCAGAGGGCAUCAUGGGGGAUUAUACACAGGUGUGUUGUGGUGCGCCUAGGGUAAGAUCUGCCAAAGCCAAGCUUGUUUGUGUGCCUGUUUGUGUGUGUGUGCAUCCUGCAGUCUGUGCGUGUGUUUAGCCAUCUCAGUCCUCUUCCUACUGAUGUCUCGAGCAGACUAAAUGAGCAAUAAUCUGCACACAUCCCUCCAGAUGUCCCAGUGAAUUUCCUGUGGCUUAAGGCGCCAGCUGAGCUCUUUGAAAGUUUUGAUAACUUCUGCAAAUGUGAUUGAACCUCUGCUUGUUCAGGAAUGUGGUGCAGGACACAAUGUGCUUACUCUCAUUUCCCCUCACAUAGAUGAAAAAGGAGGCAUGCGCUCGGCCCCCGAACAAAUACACCUAUUGGCACAAUAAAGUCAUGUGCACCUUUUAAAGCCACUGGAAGACCACAUCCUCAAAAGCCUUUGAGCUAGCGAAUUUCAGCUCCUUAGAGGCAUAACAGUAACAAUUUAAGGAUAAAAAAUAUAUGAAUUGAUCUAGAAAUAUUGUCAUUUCAAGACAGUUUUGGAAACUGCCUUGAAAUUAGGUUUUAGUUGGGCCUGGUUGUCCUUGAUAACUUGUAACAAAGGUUUUGGAUUAAAAAAUUAGACUGCAAAAUUGAGGAUGAGCAAGAGUCAUCCACACCUGAUAAUUGUUUUCUGUUCUAUGUGAGCUGUGUUGUUGAUUUUUCUAUAAGCAGCAAACACCAGUGUCGGAAAUAAAGCCAGUGUGGAACCCUGCAGUUCCUCGACUGUCCACUUGAGGCUUGCUCCAAAAGCUUAGGAAUGCCCACUAACAUCCAUGUUAAAAAUCAUUAUGGCAGAAAUGAUCAUGUUUACAGCACAUUUCUCUGUUUGCACACAUACAGUACAGGUGAAAUUUCAAUCAACUCAUCAGUUUUAAAGAUUAAAAAAAAAAGUGGCAUAUUUUUGCAUGAGAAAGCAUAACUGAGGGCAUCCCUGACUUGACUGACAGGUGCUGCAGAGCUGUCAACAAAUAUUCUAAAUUUGAAUAUAUAUUCAAGUCUUUAAAUUUUAAAUAUUAGAUUUGAAUGUGAAAAUCAAUAUUCCAAUAUUGCCUGAACCGCAGGAAAAAAACGAGUGGGGAAAAAAACAAAAAGUGAGCCCAUCUUGAGGAGCGUGGUCUGGACUCCCACGAACAAAUCCUGGGCAGGCAUGGUAGACGGGAAAAAAUGGUGAGCGAGAUAAAGUUUUAUGCAAGCUGUGUGAGUUAGAUAUCUGAAUAUGUUCAAACCUUUGUGUUAUUUUUAGGACCAAUAUUAUUAGGACGAAUACAUAGCACUGCCGAAUACUACACAGCUAUCAUUGUUACAUUUUGUUGAUAGAUUGAAGAACAAGGAGAAGUGUUUUAGCUUAAAAAAAAAAAAAAAUUAGCAUGUUUAUGUAAUCUGCAAACAAUGCUAUAGAAAGCAAAACCUUUAAUUCACAAUUCAUUGACUAUUUAAAAUGUUUACAUUUCCACAUGGCUGGGCUCUUGCUUUCUUUUCUGACUCUAAAAUAUACAAGUUUAACAUCAAGGAUGGCACCACACAGACUGCCAAAUGUGCUGCUGCUGCAUGCUAAACCAGGGCGAUGCUAAUCAAUACUUGACAUGUCAUGCCUAAAAAUGAUCUCCCAGGCAAAAGGAGCAAUUUUAAAGCUAUGGUGUACAACAGUAAUACAAGAUUCAUCUCCACUCAGAUUUUACAAGAAGCUAAAUGAGACUUUCAACUUGAAUGUAACUUUACAGCUAACAUGUUUGGACUGAGCUGGAGGCUAAGGUGAGGCCUACCAGACCAGGAAGUGCAGCAGUGUGGUACAGUGGUGGCACAUGCUCACACAACAGUUAACAGAGAGCAACAGUACCUUGGAGGAGCAGGCAGGAGACUGGUUGAGGAAGCAGCGGGUCCACAGCCA